This is a messenger RNA of Hemiscyllium ocellatum (epaulette shark), 938 nucleotides long. Its product is annotated as membrane-associated guanylate kinase, WW and PDZ domain-containing protein 2-like. The record is from RefSeq and is a predicted model, not a curated record. Lineage: Eukaryota; Metazoa; Chordata; Chondrichthyes; Orectolobiformes; Hemiscylliidae. Bases 48 to 938 code for a protein of 296 amino acids. Gene Ontology annotation, biological process: signal transduction. The transcript has 6 exons. Gene Ontology annotation, cellular component: cytoplasm. Gene Ontology annotation, molecular function: protein binding.
UGGGGUACCCGUCCUGCAGUGGAAGGACGAGGAUCAACGCUGAUGGCAUGUUCCGGAAACUGCUGAACAUCACCCACUGGAGCCAGAAGACCCGAGAUGCCACCCUGCACCGGGACGAGGCAGGGCUCCUGCACGUCCGGCUGCUGGGCGGAGCGGAAUACGGCCAGCUCAUCUACCUGGGCGCCUGCCCCGGGGCAGCGGUGAGCAGGGGCAGGCUUCACCCCGGGGACCUGCUGCUGGAGGUCAACCAGGCCCCCGUGCCCGGCCUCACCCUGCGCGACGCCAGCGAGCUCCUGGGCGCUAUCCCGGGCCCGGUGCACCUCAGGACCGUCCCACAGGGUUCCCAGCUGAACUCUGACCUCCGCCACUUCCUCAAGCACACUUUCACCCAAGGCUCGGCAGACUUUGAGCUCCAGGAGUGUAUCCGCCAGAACCUGUACAUCCGUGCAGUGCCAUGUACAACCCGGGCCCCUCGGGAGGGCGAGCGCCCUGGCGUGGACUUCCACUUCGUCAGCCUGUCCGAGUUCCAGGCGCUGGAGAGGGCCGGCGGGCUGCUGGAAACCGGCAAGUUUGACGGGAACUAUUACGGGACGCCGGUGCCGCCCAUCCUGCCCACCGAUGCCACGCUGACCCUGGAGCCCUCCAUGCUGAGGGCGCGGGCGCGGAGCAAAUCGUUGCCGAGUGGGGCUGAGACGCGGUCGGCCAAGGAGGCGGCUGAAGGGGAUCCGGCUGGAGGGAGGCCGCAGGUCCCAGGAGCUGCCAGCAACGGGUAUGUGACGGGCUCGACCUCCGAUCAGGACGUGACUGCAGCAGGUGGAGAGGGCACAGAGCACGAUGGCGUCACGGGACAGCCCGGGGAGCAGGGGCACGCCAACGCUGCCAGCAGGGAAUCCCGUCCGACUGGGAAUGUCCCCACACGGGCAUCAAUCCCACGGUAA